AUGUUCUUGUGUGCAACCAUGCUUCCCUACGCUCUCCUGUUGACGAUCGUGUGUGUGGUAUCGGGAGACGAAACGGUAUCGGUAGCUGCGGGAGCAUCUUCGGCAGCUGGUCCUACGGGAUACACCCAACCGGUGCCUCACACAUCCCCGACCGGAUCGACAUACCCCUUCCCCACUGUCGCUCCCGCCGUUCCAUCGAAAGGAUUCAACAUCGGAGGCGGUCUCGGUUUGGGCCCAUUGGGUGGCCUUGCCUACAACUUACAAGGGACCGCGGCCAGCAAAAGUUACCUUCUCUCCGGUCUCGAAUAUCUUAUACCCGGAAUCAGCGCCUAUGGAAAUUCUAUGAGCAAGCUACUCGACUACGGCAACAUUCUCCUCGGUAUUGCCUCCGUUGUUCUCUCCAUCGUCAUUCUCGUCUUGGUCAUCAAGGCCGGUGGAUACGACGUGUACUUCUUGCCCAGCAAGGAUGUCGCACCCAAGGACCGAAAGCGACGAGCCAUCGAAGGGAGCGAACCCCACGUUUCCGAUUCUCAGUUGGCAUCGCUGGCCAAAGUGGUCCUGACUGCUCUCGAAGCUCAAGAAUGCCAACAGAGGAUGUUCUGCGAAAUCGGCUACGUGAUGCGGGACUACGGCGCUGAGCGUGGGCUCGUCAUGAAUCUCCUGGAGCGAUUCUCUCCCAAGUCCAUGUCCGAAUUGGUGAAGAAGCUGAAGGCUGCUGCUCUCGGCAAGGAAGAAUGCACCAUUUACAAAUGCGGCUCGCUGCCCUCCAAAGAGAAAUAACACUCGCGCUCUAAUAUCCUCGUGACCCAAGUGUGAUUCAUAUAUCUCAUCCUACUUUUAACUUGACCAAAGAAAGUAUCUAUAUUAUGCACCCGAUGACGGAGGGAUGGCUGGAAUAAAAUAUGGAAGCCCGUCUGAA
Molecule: messenger RNA, 919 nt
Organism: Darwinula stevensoni
Lineage: Eukaryota; Metazoa; Arthropoda; Ostracoda; Podocopida; Darwinulidae
Source: the annotation of a GenBank genome assembly